AAAAUAUAAGAAGCGAAAAAGAAAGAAGUUCUGGAAAAAAAAAAAAAUGGUUUCUCCCAAGACCCUCUCAUCGGGGGUCAUUUUGGUUCUUUGAACUGUUCUCAUCCUUGAGAAAAGCCAUGACUUCCAAGCAUUUGGAAAAUGAGCAAUGCAUUAGACGUCCGCACAGUGGCUAACCGCUACGCUACACUCCUGCAACUAUGCCGCUCCCGAAACCCCACCUCAUACCCCCUAGCUCAAACCAUUCAUGCCCAUAUGAUUUCUUUUGGGUUCAAACCGCGAGGACACAUCCUCAACCGUCUGAUCGAUAUCUACUGCAAAUCAUCCAAUAUUGCCUAUGCCCGCCACCUGUUCGAUGAAAUUCCCGAGCCAGAUAUAGUUGCAAGAACGACGCUGAUUGCUGCAUACUCUGCCGCAGGGAAUCUAAGGCUGGCUCGGGAAGUAUUUGGUGGAACCCCUUUGAGUAUGAGAGACACCGUUUUCUACAAUGCGAUGAUCACGGGAUAUUCGCAUAACAACGAUGGCCACGCUGCUAUGGAACUCUUUCGUGACAUGAGGCGAGAAGCUUUUAGGCCAGAUAAUUUCACCUUCACUAGUGUACUUGGUGCUUUGGCGCUCAUAGCUGAUCAAGAAAAGCAGUGCCAGCAGAUUCAUGGUGCUGUGCUAAAGUCAGGAACAGGAUUUGUUACUUCAGUGUUGAAUGCGCUUAUCUCUGUUUAUGUGAAGUGUGCGUCUUCACCAUUGGAAUCAUCAUCUUCAUUGCUGGGUGCUGCGAAAAAGUUGUUUGAGGAGAUGCCCGAGAGGGACGAGUUAACUUGGACGACAAUCAUUACAGGGUACGUGAGGAAUGAUGAUCUUGCUACAGCCCGUGGUAUUCUUGAUGGGAUGACUGAAAAGCUGGAGGUUGCAUGGAAUGCAAUGAUUUCAGGUUAUGUGCACCGUGGUUUUAUUCAGGAAGCAUUGGAAAUGUUUAGGAAGAUGCAUAUGACAGGGAUUCGGCUUGAUGAGUUCACAUAUACAAGUGUAAUCAGUGCUUGUGCUAAUGGUGGAUUGUUCAAACACGGAAAGCAAGUGCAUGCUUACAUUUUGAGAACGGAAAGGAAACCUGAACCAGACUUCUCAUUGUCUGUGAAUAAUGCAUUGGUUACACUGUACUGGAAAUGUGGUAAAGUAGAUGAGGCGCGAGAAAUUUUUAAUACGAUGCCUAUAAGGGAUUUUGUUUCGUGGAAUGCGAUCCUGUCAGCGUACGUGAAUAUGGGGCGCAUUGAAGAAGCUAAGUCCUUCUUUAAGGAGAUGCCAGAGAGAAACAUUUUAUCAUGGACUGUUAUGAUAUCUGGUUUAGCACAAAAUGGUUUUGGAGAAGAAGGCUUGAAGCUGUUCAACCAAAUGAGAAUGGAGGGUUUUGAGCCAUGCGACUAUGCAUUUGCAGGAGCAAUUACGUCUUGUGCAGUGCUUGGAGCAUUGGAGCAUGGACGCCAGCUCCAUGCUCAACUAGUCCAGCUGGGACAUGAUUCAAGCCUUUCAGCUGGAAAUGCACUUAUUACAAUGUAUGCAAGAUGUGGCGUUGUUGAGGCUUCUAAUUGUGUUUUCCUUACAAUGCCUUAUUUGGAUUCAGUGUCGUGGAAUGCCAUGAUUGCAGCUCUAGGACAACAUGGACAUGGUCUGCAAGCGAUAAAACUUUUUGAAGAGAUGCUGAAAGAAGAUCUAGUACCUGAUAGGAUAACUUUCCUUACAGUUCUCUCUGCUUGUAGCCAUGCUGGUUUAGUCAAAGAAGGGCGUCAUUAUUUCGAUUCAAUGUGUGGAUUUUACGGUAUAACCCCAGGUGAAGAUCAUUAUGCCCGCUUGAUUGAUUUGUGUCGAGCUGGGAAGUUUUCAGAAGCUAAGGAUGUGCUCAAAUCAAUGCCUUUUGAGCCAGGUGCAGCAAUUUGGGAGGCUCUUCUUGCUGGUUGCCGUAUUCAUGGGAACAUGGAGUUAGGGAUUCAAGCUGCUGAACAACUCUUUGAACUAAUGCCACAACAUGAUGGGACCUAUGUACUUCUGUCAAACAUGUAUGCCACAGCAGGCAGGUGGAAUGAUGUGGCUAAGGUGCGGAAACUAAUGAGGGACCGGGGUAUCAAGAAAGAGCCUGGUUGCAGUUGGGUUGAGGUCGAAAACAAAGUUCAUGUGUUCUUGGUUGAUGACACUGUGCACCACGAGGUGCAAGCUGUGUACAAUCAUCUGGAGCAAUUGGUACUAGAAAUGAGAAAACUUGGAUAUGUCCCUGACACAAAAUUUGUGCUGCAUGAUAUGGAGAAUGAACAUAAGGAGUCUGCCUUGUCUACUCAUAGUGAGAAGCUUGCGGUUGUUUUUGGCCUUAUGAAGCUUCCUCUAGGAGCGACAAUUAGAGUUUUCAAGAACCUAAGAAUUUGUGGGGAUUGUCAUAAUGCAUUCAAGUACAUGUCAAAAGUGGUGGGUAGAGAGAUAGUUGUGAGAGAUGGGAAGAGGUUUCAUCAUUUUAGGAAUGGUGAAUGUUCGUGUGGCAAUUACUGGUAGGCAAACUUUUUAUUAGCCAGAUAUUUAGGCUUACAGUCGACAGAGUUAACAGAAACUACAUCCUCUCUUUCCUUUUCUUGGACCCAAGUGUGGGAGUUUAUGAAGUGGAGAUCCAUGCCAAUUAUACGUCCAACUACCGAAAAAUAUAAUUACCCUCAGACGACUUCCAGAUGACCCGCCAAAUGAGUUUUUCACUCAGGUAUUAGUUUCCUUUACAGAAGAAAUUGAAGCUCUAUAUAGAAUAUUUUACAAUCUAAUGUUGUGGAUACAUACAAGUUCUUUGGACUCCAAAGUGGUGUUUGCCAACGGGUAGAUGUACUAUAUAUUCUUGGGUGAGAUACAAGAUAAAUAGGAGUUCUAGUAGAGCUACUCAUUUUGAACAUGGAAAUCGUUGAUAGUGCCCCGAUGGCUACUGUAAUCUUGACCUCAAAUAGGAUAUUUCAUCACAGAAUAACCAGCACAACUUUCUGCUGGUAAAAGCCAUUAAUUUUGGAUGUGGAAUUUUUUUGAUAUGGCCCUGAUGGCAACUGUAAUAUUCUUCAGAGAAUAACUAGCUGACCUCAAGAUUAGUUUGAC
Molecule: messenger RNA, 3108 nt
Organism: Juglans microcarpa x Juglans regia
Lineage: Eukaryota; Viridiplantae; Streptophyta; Magnoliopsida; Fagales; Juglandaceae
Product: pentatricopeptide repeat-containing protein At1g25360-like
Biological process (GO): RNA modification
Molecular function (GO): zinc ion binding; protein binding; RNA binding
Source: RefSeq, a predicted model, not a curated record